AUGGCUUCAGUCACGCCAACCAUCCGAAUCGGUUACGUACCCGAGCACUACCUCACGCCGCUCCAUCUGGCCCUCCGCUCUGCGGCCUCCCGCUCUCUCCCCUUCAAUGUCUCGCUGAUCCCCUUUCCCUCGGGAACGGGACAUAUGAUCACCUCGCUCCGCGAGAAGGAAAUCGAUGUCGCAAUCGGCCUGACCGAGGGCUGGGUCGCUGGCCUGGCCGGCAAGCAGCAGGCGCAGAAGGACCCGUCCGAGGGCGGGUACCGCAUGGUCGGCCAGUGGGUUGACACGCCGCUGCGCUGGGCCAUAGUCACCGGGCGCGAGCGCGACAACCUCCGCAGCGUCGCGGACUUGAAGGACCAGCGCGUGGGCGUGAGCCGUCUGGGAAGCGGCUCGCACAUCAUGUCCUUUGUCCUGGCGCAGCAGCAAGGCUGGCAGCCGGACUCGCUGGCGACGGUGCCGCUGGGCCCGUUUGGCGCGCUGCGCAACGGCGUGACCGGACACGACCAGCAGAACGGCGAGCCGACGGCCGAGUUCUUCAUGUGGGAGCACUUCACGACCAAGCCGUACUUCCACGCGACGGCGGAGACUCCGCGCCCGCCGCUCAAGAAGAUCGGCGAGAUCUACACGCCGUGGCCGUCGUGGAUGAUCGUCGCGUCGACGGCGGUCUUCCCGGACCCGCAGCAGGAUGAGCAGCUGGCGCAGCUGCUCCGCGUGCUGGACCAGGGCGUCAAGGACUUUGAGGCCGACACGGCGCAGGCGGUGCGCCUGCUGGGGACGGGCGAGUUGGGCUGUACGUAUGGCGAGGAGGAUGCGACGGAGUGGUUGAAGGAUGUGCGGUUUUCGCAUGGGGUUCGCGGCGUCGACCGCAAGAUGGUCGAGGAUGUCGUGGAUGUGCUCAAGGUUGCGGGUGUGAUUGAUGAGGGUAUGACGAAUGAUGAGGCGGUGCAGAGGGCUGUGGGCAUUCACCGGUGA
Messenger RNA from Aspergillus terreus NIH2624, 972 nucleotides. RefSeq lists its product as uncharacterized. The coding region runs from base 1 to 972 and encodes 323 amino acids. The record is from RefSeq and is a predicted model, not a curated record. NCBI's taxonomy places the organism in Eukaryota, Fungi, Ascomycota, Eurotiomycetes, Eurotiales, Aspergillaceae. The transcript has 3 exons.